Prunus persica (peach) is the source of this 1857-nucleotide messenger RNA. Its product is annotated as elongation factor 1-alpha. The transcript has 3 exons. Gene Ontology annotation, molecular function: GTP binding; translation elongation factor activity; GTPase activity. The coding region runs from base 158 to 1501 and encodes 447 amino acids. The record is from RefSeq and is a predicted model, not a curated record. Gene Ontology annotation, biological process: translation; translational elongation. Lineage: Eukaryota; Viridiplantae; Streptophyta; Magnoliopsida; Rosales; Rosaceae.
CUCAAAGCAAACCCUAGAUAUUUCCCCGACUCUCUCAGCCUAUAAAUAAGUCACGUAGCGCUUCUCAAACCCUGCCUUCUCUUACUCACUGCCUCUGCCGCUCUGCUUGAACCUAGCGUUUGAGCUUCAGAUCUGUGGUAAAUUUUAAUCGCUUAUAAUGGGCAAAGAAAAGUUUCACAUCAACAUCGUGGUCAUUGGCCAUGUCGACUCUGGAAAAUCGACCACAACUGGUCAUCUUAUCUACAAGCUUGGAGGUAUUGACAAGCGUGUCAUUGAGAGGUUCGAGAAGGAAGCUGCUGAGAUGAACAAAAGGUCAUUCAAGUACGCCUGGGUGCUUGACAAGCUUAAGGCUGAGCGUGAGCGUGGUAUCACCAUUGAUAUUGCCUUGUGGAAGUUUGAGACCACCAAGUACUACUGCACAGUCAUUGAUGCCCCAGGACAUCGUGACUUUAUCAAGAACAUGAUUACUGGAACCUCACAGGCUGACUGUGCUGUUCUCAUCAUCGAUUCCACCACUGGUGGUUUUGAAGCUGGUAUCUCCAAGGAUGGCCAGACCCGUGAGCAUGCCCUUCUUGCUUUCACCCUUGGUGUGAAGCAGAUGAUUUGCUGCUGUAACAAGAUGGAUGCCACUACUCCCAAGUACUCCAAGGCAAGGUACGAUGAAAUCGUGAAGGAAGUCUCAUCCUAUCUGAAGAAGGUUGGGUACAACCCGGACAAAAUUGCCUUUGUUCCCAUCUCUGGGUUCGAGGGUGACAACAUGAUUGAGAGAUCCACCAACCUUGACUGGUACAAGGGACCAACCCUUCUUGAGGCUCUUGACUUGAUCAAUGAGCCCAAGAGGCCCUCAGACAAGCCUCUCCGUCUACCACUUCAGGAUGUGUACAAGAUUGGUGGUAUUGGAACUGUGCCAGUGGGCCGUGUUGAGACCGGUAUUAUCAAGCCUGGUAUGGUUGUCACUUUUGGACCAACUGGGCUCACCACUGAAGUUAAGUCUGUAGAGAUGCAUCAUGAGGCCCUUCAGGAGGCACUGCCUGGUGACAAUGUCGGAUUCAAUGUUAAGAAUGUUGCUGUGAAGGAUCUCAAGCGUGGUUUCGUUGCAUCUAACUCCAAGGAUGAUCCCGCCAGGGAGGCUGCGAACUUCACAUCCCAGGUCAUCAUCAUGAACCACCCUGGUCAGAUUGGUAACGGAUAUGCUCCAGUUCUUGAUUGCCACACUUCUCACAUUGCUGUGAAGUUCGGUGAGAUCCUCACCAAGAUUGACAGGAGGUCUGGUAAGGAGAUUGAGAAGGAGCCCAAAUUUUUGAAGAACGGAGAUGCAGGUAUGGUGAAGAUGCUUCCCACCAAGCCCAUGGUUGUGGAGACUUUCUCUGAGUACCCUCCAUUGGGUCGUUUUGCUGUCCGUGACAUGCGUCAGACUGUUGCUGUUGGUGUUAUCAAGAGCGUGGAGAAGAAGGAUCCCAGUGGUGCCAAGGUCACCAAGUCUGCUGCCAAGAAGAAGUGAAGAAUAAUGUCACAGUAUCAAAAUUUCAAUGAUGCAAACUUAUGCAUUGCUUUUAAAGACUCAUAUUUAAGUUGUGUGUUUUUAAAUUGUUUAGCCAGUUUAGUCUGUAGUUCUUUUGCUUCUGCUAGUUCUCUGGGCUCCAUCUCCGGUGUAUGCGCUCAGAACUGGGUGCUGGACAGGCGGUGGUGACACAUUGCUGGUUUAUGUUUGAGUCAAUUCCGCCUUUUUAAGGAGGGAUGUUGAGAGUUGAGGACUAUUUAAUUUUCAAGUUUUGUUGCGUCUGUCGAAUGGAUAAUUUUUUCAACCUUAUAUAUUUGGCUUUGGAGUAUUUUUAAUUCUUGGUUUGAUGGAUCCAA